Stomoxys calcitrans (stable fly) is the source of this 666-nucleotide messenger RNA. It is a transcript of the gene hoip, whose product is annotated as NHP2-like protein 1 homolog. The coding region runs from base 120 to 503 and encodes 127 amino acids. Gene Ontology annotation, molecular function: RNA binding. The transcript has 2 exons. Gene Ontology annotation, cellular component: precatalytic spliceosome; U4/U6 x U5 tri-snRNP complex; small-subunit processome. Lineage: Eukaryota; Metazoa; Arthropoda; Insecta; Diptera; Muscidae. Gene Ontology annotation, biological process: ribosome biogenesis; maturation of SSU-rRNA; mRNA splicing, via spliceosome. The record is from RefSeq and is a predicted model, not a curated record.
ACUUUGUUGUGUUAAUAAAAACACGUGCAUAAACGUUUACCAGACCUCAGUGAAGCAACAAGCCGAGAGGAUUCCUGAAAAUUUUCUUUGAAUUAUAACUAAUUAACUAUAUUUUAAUCAUGACCGAAGAAGUUAACCCCAAAGCUUUUCCCUUGGCUGAUGCCCAAUUGACAGCCAAAAUCAUGAAUCUUCUACAACAGGCUUUGAACUACAAUCAGCUACGAAAAGGUGCCAACGAAGCUACCAAAACAUUGAAUCGUGGUCUGGCCGAUAUUAUUGUGAUGGCCGCUGAUGCUGAACCUUUGGAAAUUCUGUUGCAUUUACCAUUGUUGUGUGAAGACAAAAAUGUCCCUUAUGUAUUUGUGCGUUCCAAACAGGCUUUGGGUCGUGCCUGCGGGGUUUCCCGUCCAAUUAUUGCCUGCUCGGUGACCACCAAUGAGGGCUCCCAGUUAAAGUCACAAAUUACAUCUAUACAACAGGAAAUUGAAAGACUAUUAGUUUAAGUUCUUCCUAGAGAGUAUCCAAACAAAGGCAUUUGUUUUAAGUUUACAAAUUAUAUUCCACAUGUUCAAUGUGGUGGUUGAAACCCCAUCUUCUUUUGUACAAAUAGUUUAUACAAAAAUUCAAUAAAAACAAUUUUAAAAAUGUUAAGACAUUUAAAGAAAA